CAUUUCAAACUUGUUCCGUGUCACGUGACGCAGGGCGACCUUCUGGGGAGCCGUUGGGCCGCUGCCUUCACUCCUCCUGCCUCCCGGCCCAACAGCCGCCGUCUCCUGCGGCGCCGCUCGCUACAAACUACAAACUUCAAACUACAAACGCUGUCAUGGCGGCCGCCACCAGGCUCAGGUCGAGGUUGGCCCUGGUCACGGGAGGAGGCAGUGGGAUCGGUCGGGCGGUGUGUCAGCGCCUCGCCUCCGAGGGCGCCUCCGUGGUGGUCGCCGACAUCAGCCCGGAGUCGGCCGGCGAGACCCUCGGGGGGCUGCCGGGCGCCCUCGCCGGACAAGGCCACAUGGCGGCGGCGGUGGACGUGUCGUCGAAGGAGAGCGUGACGAAGCUGCUCACCGGGAUUCAGACGCACUACUUCCAGCCUCCCUCGCUGUGCGUGAACGCAGCGGGCAUCACGCAGGACGACUUCCUGCUCCGCAUGUCGGAGGACCAGUUUGACCGGGUCCUCCAGGUCAACCUGAAGGGUUCCUUCCUGGUCCUCCAGGCCGUGGCUCAGGCUCUAGUGGCCUGUGGAGCACCCAAAGGAUCCAUCGUCACCGUGGGCAGCAUCGUGGGAAAGGUGGGAAACAUCGGUCAGGCCAACUACGGCGCCUCUAAAGCCGGAGUGGAGGGUCUCACCAGGACGGCCGCCAAGGAGCUCAGCAGGUUUGGGAUUCGGUGUAAUUGUGUGCUGCCGGGUUUCAUAUCGACUCCGAUGACGGAUAAAGUUCCAGAGAGGGUUCUUAUCAAGAUGAAGUCCUUGGUGCCCAUGGGGAGGAUGGGUGAGCCCGCAGAGGUCGCCGACGUCUGCGCCUUCCUGGUCUCGGAUGACUCUCGCUACAUCACCGGGGCCAGCGUGGAGGUGACGGGUGGACUGUUCAUGGGCUGACUGGGGGAGCAGCGGGAGGCCGGCUCCUUCGCCUUUGAAUUCUUUAUUUGCUCCUUAUUACAUUUAAUUGUGCUUUAUAAAUGGGGCUGACGACAGGUACGACAGUGUGAAGCCACUUUGGUGCCAAUAAACAGCCGUUUGUAAUAUUUCUGUACAGAAUGGAAUAUUUUAAUCUGAAUUAAAACUACUUUACUUCA
Messenger RNA from Pseudoliparis swirei, 1123 nucleotides. RefSeq names its product hydroxysteroid (17-beta) dehydrogenase 8 (gene hsd17b8). Lineage: Eukaryota; Metazoa; Chordata; Actinopteri; Perciformes; Liparidae. Bases 156 to 926 code for a protein of 256 amino acids. Gene Ontology annotation, molecular function: oxidoreductase activity, acting on the CH-OH group of donors, NAD or NADP as acceptor. The transcript is spliced from 9 exons. The record is from RefSeq and is a predicted model, not a curated record.